AUGCCACCAUGCCUGGGCAACACAGUAGAGCAGGCCCUGAAGGUGUCCGUGUGGGAGAACCACCCCUUAGGACAUGAAAGCAGAAUUGGUUCAACCCCAUGCUCAUCACUGCAUGGGGUAAACAGGCCAGGGCAAUGCAGGAGAGGUCACUCUGGUGGUGAGGAAGAGGGACAGCGGCCAAGACCAAAUUUCAUCUGUAGCCCAACUGGUGAACUCACUGGGCUUAGAAACCAUGGACACACAGCCCUGGUUAAACUGAGUCAUCAAACAAAAACGAGACAUGAACAAGGAACAAGAACAGAAUGGAAAGAGGGUGAGUGGGUGACAGGGUGGGAGGGAGGUAUGGUGAGAUUGGCAAGCAACACGGAACCCAAAAACCUAACAUUUGUGUUACAAUUCCUACUUCUGGGAUUUACAGAUGACCCAGAACUCCAGUCUCUCAUCUUCAGCCUCUUCUUGUUCAUAAUCUUGGUCACCAUCCUGGGAAACCUGCUCAUAAUUCUAGUUAUAAGCUUUGAGUCCCACCUCCAUACACCCAUGUACUUCUUCCUCUCUAACCUGUCCUUUAAUGACAUCUGUUGCUGCACAGUCACAGUCAUCAAGAUGCUGGUGAACAUCCAAGCAAAUGAUCAGAGCAUCACCUACACAGCCUGCCUCACACAGCUCUUCUCUGCACUAGUUUUUGCAUACUUUGAAAAUUUUAUCCUUGCAGUGAUGGCCUAUGACCGCUACGUAGCUAUUUGUCACCCCUUGAGGUAUACUAUCAUUAUGAAACCUAACUUAUGUGUUCUGCUCUCACUGAUUUCUCUGUUCAUUAGUAUUAUUGGUGCCUUGAUGCACACUUUGAUGGUACAGCGGCUGUCCUUCUGCACAAAUCUGGAAAUCCCCCACUUCUGUGAACUUGUUCAGGUCAUCAAACUAUCCUGUUCUGACACCCUCAUUGAUCACAUCAUGCUAUUUGUUGCAACUUGUGUAUUUGGUGGUGUUUCUCUUUGUGGGAUCAUUUAUUCUUAUUAUCAUAUUGUGUCUACAGUCUUGAGAAUAGCAUCACUGGAGGGAAAGUGCAAAGCCUUUUCUCCAUGUGGGACUCACUUGUCAGUGGUUUCCUUAUUUUAUGGGGCUGGUUCUAUUGUAUCUAUCAGCUCUGCCCUGAGCGCCUUACCAAAAAAAUCUGCAGUGGCUUCAGUGAUGUAUUCUGUGUUUCCUCAAAUGAUAAACCCUUUUAUCUACAGCUUAAGGAACAAUGACAUGAAAAUUGCCAUAAGAAAUCUUUUAAGUUCAGUUAUGUCACUUGAAUAA
Messenger RNA from Arvicola amphibius (Eurasian water vole), 1299 nucleotides. RefSeq names its product olfactory receptor 7G2-like. The transcript is spliced from 3 exons. Gene Ontology annotation, molecular function: G protein-coupled receptor activity; olfactory receptor activity. Gene Ontology annotation, cellular component: membrane. The record is from RefSeq and is a predicted model, not a curated record. NCBI's taxonomy places the organism in Eukaryota, Metazoa, Chordata, Mammalia, Rodentia, Cricetidae. Bases 1 to 1299 code for a protein of 432 amino acids. Gene Ontology annotation, biological process: G protein-coupled receptor signaling pathway.